AUAUUUUUUUUAAUACUUUGUGAGGAAAAACUGUCAACCAUAUCCAAAGUGCAGGACCAAAGAGAAGUAAAUAAUGUAUGCUUUUGUUAGAUUCUUUGAAGACGAUAUGUGCUACGCGUUGCCCGUUUCCACUGUGGAAGACUUCAGACCUCUGCACAGAACAGAUUUUGAUAAUCAGAAGGUGUAUCUGGUUCACAGAACUGAAGAGAAUGGCAGCAGUGCAGGCCAGCCGUGCGAAGCGCAGAUCCUUGCCCUUGCAGAUACAGUAGAGGAAUUUGAAGACAGUAUAAUGCAAAAGAAGAUGAAAAUUCCCAAGAUGUCCAUCAAGAAUUCAGGAAACUCUAUUGAGAACAAUUUUGGAGAGGAGAGAAUGCCACUCAGACAUAAAAAGGCCCUGUCUCAGGACCACGGGCGCCCCCUUUCAAACUCCUCUAAGAGCCUGGCAGCCGUAGUGGCUCGCCUCGAGAGGAACGCAGCGAGCUCCUGUAUGGAGGGCGAGGAGGAUCUGGAUGAGGACCGGCUGGCUGAAGAGGGAGAGGAUGCAGACGACGAAGAUGAAGAUAUGGAGGCAGAGCAUCAGCCACAUCAUCACCAGCAGCAGCAGCAGCAGCAACCACAGCAGCAUUUGGAGGUGGACACGGAUUGUGUGACUGGUGUGGCUGCAGCAGUGGUUCCUCGAGUCCUGUACGAGGAGCUGGUUCACAGCUACAGGCAGCAGGAGGAGGAGAUGAGGAGGCUGCAGCAGGAGCUGGAGAGGACCCGCAGGCAGCUGGUGCAGCAGGCCAAGAAGCUGAAGGAAUAUGGCAGCUUGCUGACAGAAGUCAAAGAGCUGAGGGAUUUCAACAGGAGGCUGCAGGACGUACUACUCAUGAGGCUGGGCAGCGAGCCUAUGCAUGACAAUGGCACCCAGACAAUCAAGGCUGAAGUUGUUGAACCCAUUGUUGAGGCGCAGGAGGCGUGCAGAGAAGAAGCCAACACCAGCUCCAGCUACUCACCCUCACCCAGAACAGUGUACACCUGCAACGACGGGAAGGUACACCUGGGUGGAGGGAUCUGGGUGGAGGAGGAGAAGUGGCACCAGCUGCAGCGCACCCAGGGAGACUCCAAGUUCACAAAGAACCUGGCAGUCAUGAUCUGGGGCACGGAAACCCUCAAGAACCGUAGCGUCACUGGAGUGGCCACCAAGAAGAAGAAAGACGCGCUGCCCAAACCCCCGCUGUCGCCCAGCAAGCUGAAGAUUGUUAGAGAGUGUCUCUACGACCGAGUGUCUCAAGAGACCGCCGACAGUGCGGAGAUCACGCAACGAUUGUCCAAAGUGAACAAAUACAUUUGUGAAAAGAUCAUGGACAUCAACAAGUCCAUCAAGAACGAGGAGCGGCGGGAGUCCAAGCUGCUCAUCAGACAGACAGUCAAGAUGGAGAACUUCACCUACGAUGGCAUGUAGUGAUCAGCUGCUGUCACGCCAGCACCUUCAGCCCCCACCCCCCACUUAAGGAUACUGAGGGGACUUGAUCUGGGUGUCACAGUUUCAGGAGUUAUUUUUGUUUUACACGUUGGAUUGGUUAUUAUGAAACGUUUAAAAAACCCUUCAAAGCUACCGUCACGUUCACCGGGGCCCGGUUUUCAGACAGCUUUACCCAGCAGUGAGGAGUGUGUUGGGUCUGAGCUGGUGUGAGUGUUUUUAUAAGCUUUACAGUGGGAUUGGUACCGGGACAUGGUUUGUUAUCGUGUGUGCAUUUGUGUCAAAAAGGAGGGAUUAGAUGUAGCUGUUAAAUUGAUUUAUCGUUCUGUGUCAGAACAUAGCUUUGAGUCCUUAAACUUUUAAAAAGUAAGAGGUUAUUUCCCUGGAUAAAGUAUAUAUGUGACGAUGCUAGGAUAUUUUGGUGACUACUGACGGGAUGCUGGUGGUACUUACUGCAUAAAAUGGACCAUCAGGGUCUUAAAUGCACGAGUCUUAAUUGAAAACAGCCAUAUUGUAUUUUGCAACGGAGAUUCUGUUGCUCUGAGAGAUUCAUUAUAAGUAUGUGCGCCCCUGAACUGUAGGUCAGUUCAUUAAAAAGAGGACUUGCAGAGAUUAAACGGAUAGUCUGCAGUGAUAUAUUUGUUUUUUAUGUUUUAGGGUUUUGCAAUCAGUGAGGAAGGUGGGAUAUUGUCGUGUUAAUCUCACAAGUAACUUUGAGACGGUUUGACUGUUUAAUGAGUUGUAGUGGUACAGGCACGUGGAUGCCUAAGAAAAGGCCUUAAAUGGAUUUGGCAAUCACCGGGGGCUGGUGUGCCUCUGGGUUUUUGUAGUAAGCUGUGAUUGUAAAUGUAUAGCUGAAGCGACGAAGCUUCACCUGCACUUUGCUGUGAGAAUGUGAGAGGCGGCUACUAGGUACUAUUUACUGUGUGAUUCACACCGUUAAGUUGAGCUGCGCCGGGCCUCCCCUUAAAGACGAGGGAGGGGGCAGAAUCAGGGCACGGUUCAUCUCGACGUGGAAGCAGUGUGGGUAAAGCUGUCUGAAAAACUAUGUGAAGGCGUCUGGGCCUGCUGAACCCCAUAAUAACCCCCUCUUUUUAUAGCCACUGGGGAACAAAGUUAACGUUGCUCCAGUGACACUUUCCGACAGAACUUUGAAAAUGUCCUCGUAUUUUCUUUUCUCUCUCCACUUUGUUUUAUUGUUUUGGAUCCAAAAUGGUUUGUGAGGCUGUCGGCAGGCUGGAACUAAACGCUGCAGAUUGAAAUCUCAACUGUGACCCAUCUGUGGCUAACUGUGAAUCUGCUGCAGAGCUGCCCAUCAAGCCUUUCUCCUCCUCAUACUCUACACUCUCGUCCGUAGGUUUGUUUCCGUCUUAUCAUUUUGUCUGUCUCUCUUUUUUUCAAGAUCAGCCUUUUUGUUAAGCUACCUUGUUGGUUCUGGAGGUAUUUUAGUGUACAUAUUUUUGGGAUAUUUCAGUUUCUAAUCAUCUUACAUGUUACAGUUUUUAAAGUUCAUGUUUCGGUUUCUCUGAUUGAUGUUGUUAUUCAUGUUACCUGAUGUUCUUUUUUUAUAUAUUAUUUUCCAUAUGAAUUGUUGGCUUUAAGCUUGAUGUUGUAUCCAAAUGUAGAUCAGUGGAAUCUACAAAUGAAAAUAUAUAUAUAUAUCUUAGCCAAAGUGAUCUCUGUGGAGCGAGAGAGACCAGGCUUCCCUUAAAGAGCCCGUACGUUAAGCUACAUUCGAUAUUUAAUAACCUCCUUAAUGAUCUGCCACAGAUAGAUGAGAAUUGAUAUGGUUAAACCAUUGUACUCAAUGAGAUUCAGUAGUUAGAUCUUACAUUGAUGCACUUUAAACUUUUGGGCAAUUUCUCGCGUAUUAUCUCGUAUGGUUAUUCGUCCUUUUUUCUAAAGAGAUCAAGUCUAACAAUCAUUGUAUUAUCAUGAAGCACCUUAGAGCAUUUUGGUUUUAUGGAUUUUAUGGAAAGAAAGACGUAUGAGCGAUAUAACCCCGAUAUACCAAUGCUUCAAAACUAAAGUAACUUCUACUACUUCUUCUCAAUACUUAGUUACUGGAAGAUUUAGUCGGGGUGUUUAGAAAACCAGAUUUCCACAAGUCAAACGGUUGAAACUGGAUUUUUUUUUAAACCCCCCCCAAUCACAGCGUCCUGAACAAUAAACGACUUACUUGACAAAAUUGAGAGGCAAAAGUCAAAGAUAUUAACCUAUGAAAUGUGCAAGCUGACUGGACUAUGUGCUUUAACUUAAUGUGUGAACAUGCUGGUGUUGCAUAGAUAUGACUUGUAUAGAGAUAAUUGUGUAUUUUUUACAAAUGAGUGGUGAUUGUAAGCCAAAGUAUUGAAUGCUGAGAUCAAGCUAAAGAAGGGGGGGGGAUGCUGACUGAGGAAUCAGCAAAGGUUUGCACAAAAGAUGGCCCAUGCCAAGGUAAUAGAGCCUAGUGAAUCUUAAGACACCAAAUUGGUGACAUUAUCUUUUUUGUUCCUAAAAAAACAACUCUUUCUUGUUUUUUCGUUCCCUGUACAAAGCAACGUGAGGUUUAUGUGCGCUUGCGUGUAUUUGAAAUACAUGCGGUUUAAAAAGAAAAGAUUUCUGCUGUGCAAAGCAACCGUGCUGAAGUUCUGACACAUUGUGUUGUGAUUGUGUUUGUUUCUUUGUUGUUUGAUGCCAAAAGGGGGUGCGGUUUAAUAUAAUGCUUUAAGAUGGAGCAUUAAUAGAGCUUUUACAUCAUCUGAAAUGUUAACUUCUGUUCAAAGGCUGGUUUCCUGGAGCGCGAUUAAGCCCUAAUCCUUUAACUAAAACCAUCUUUCGUGGAUGAAAGCCGUAUGGACGUACUGUGUGUUUUUAACCCAGAUUUGGUUUAAUCUGUGAUGGCGAGGCCAAUCUCUAUCACUUGCAGAGGAGCCGUUUGGGUUGUAGCAGCAUAUUUAGUAACAUACACCAGUACACAACCUGGCAGAGACUUUCAAGGACGUAUAGGCUCUGAGACACAACACACAACACCUUCCAGUACUCUCACUGUCACACUCAAGUAGCGAUAGGAUAGGAAAUGUAACCUCGCUGGCUCUGUGAUCCUCUUCCUGUGCCACCUCUCGUUCCUUACUCUCCUGUCAUUUAUACAGACUGAAUUUUAAAAACGCACAUGUAUCGAGAUAAUCGCGAAAAAAAAUCCUGUCCUCAUCUCUUGGUGUUUUGGCUUAUGUUGUGAACACUUGUCAAAAGCUUCAGAAGCUUUAUGUCGCUUUUUAAAAUCGGGGGAAUAAGAAACCUCACGGUGUGGGACAAGAUAAACGGCGUAAUUUAGCAGUUCUCACAACUAAGUACACAAAACACAUCACCGUUUGAGCCUCAGAUACAAUGUCAAACUUAGUCUAAAGUGAGAAAAACACACAUUGUCAGGCCUAUAUUUUUCUUAAGGUAUCAGUAACUUUGUAUACAAUCCACAAACCGGUUCUACUUCAUCUAACUUCACCGUCCUACCUCAUUGUUACUCUGGUGUUUGUUUGUCAGUGACUGUAAACUUUGUGUGUAUAUUAAAAAAAAGAAAAUAGGAAUAGCUAUACCUGGUUACUCUCAACAUGUACAGCAUAUAAAACACCUCAGUACACAAUAUCAUUCUUAGGAGAAAUCAGUUUUAUUACCUGCUUUAAGAUGCUGCUGUGAAGGGGUGUCUGCGCGACGGGUCGUCUCCGAUAUAUAUCUUCGCUCUUUGCUAUGUCGUGCAGUUGAUCAGUGGUUGUGUUCUGUCUCUGUAUUGCAUUCUGAGAUUUUUACUGGUUGACGGUGCUACCAGCAAACAGUUCUAAAGCUGAUCUGUCUAUCGGACCUCAAAUGGUGCUGUUUUUUCUAUGUUUUUAUCCUCAUACGGCUAUGUUUUAUUCAGGUGUGUCAACCGCUACUAUCCCCCUCAGCUAAUCAAAUUCUAAGCCAAAAUAUUUCGCAAAAUGAUAACCCUCCUGCUUUUGCUGUAUCGACUAUAUGCUAUCCAUCCAAAUAUUGUAGAUAGUGAGUAUAUUCUCAGCUGUGAGUUUCAGAGUACCUCAGAACUUGCUGAUUUUCAAUGGAUGCAUCUGCUUCUAGCACCUGUUGUGUACCAAUACUACAUCGUUGUAUUUUCAGAAAUAUGCAUUUUUACUGGUUAGAUCAGGUUUCACUAUACAUGAUUAUUAGAUUACCGACCGAUACAUCUAAAGGAUACCACUGUUCACUGGUCGUUUGCCAGGUUGUCAUAAUAGGAAAUCUCAGUUGGACUGUUGCAGUAGAAGAAGUCCUCAGCAAAACCUUGUUCUGUUUGAGUCAAUGUGAAGUGUGUUUUACAGAAACCGGAUUCCAUUGGUGGUUGGUCGACUAGGGUUAGGGUUAGAAAGUACAAGUAAUGCACAAACUGUAGCCCUGUCUUGUUAAAAAAACGUGUUAAAAACCAUAAAUAUGUGUAAAAACAUUCUAGAGAUCAUAGAAAGUCUUCAUGGUACAUUCAUGGAGACUGUUUUGAGGAUUUUCAGCCUCUCAUUUGGGAAUUAUUGGUUGUAUUUAGUAAACAUUUGUAUAUUUUGUUAUUCCCAGUGUUAGAAACGGACUUUUGUGGAGCAAUUUGUCCAUGAUUGGCUUACUAAAUUGUCCAAAUAGUGCAUUAUAUUGUCUUUUACCCUGUGCAGUGACACCAAUGGAAUCCUUUCUGCGCCAAAGUGUUGUCUGGGGUUGGUUUGCUCUAGCUGUGCGUAUGUGUAUGUGUUCUCUUUCUUUUCUUUUUCACGUUGACCAUGUCUGUGAACAUGUAAUGUGCUGGGCAACUCCUCUCUACUGUGAGCAGUGUGUGUGUGUGUGUGUGUGUGUGUGUGUGUGUGUGUGUGUGUGUGUGUGUGUG
Molecule: messenger RNA, 6335 nt
Organism: Eleginops maclovinus (Patagonian blennie)
Lineage: Eukaryota; Metazoa; Chordata; Actinopteri; Perciformes; Eleginopidae
Gene: bend5
Product: BEN domain containing 5
Exons: 6
Coding region: 74-1444 (456 amino acids)
Biological process (GO): negative regulation of DNA-templated transcription
Molecular function (GO): DNA binding
Source: RefSeq, a predicted model, not a curated record